AUGAACUCCUACACGCAAGGUAAGAUGAUACUCAUCCCACCUCUCUCCCGUAUCAACUCAUCCCACCUCUCUCCCGUAUCAACUCAUCCCACCUCUCUCCCGUAUCAACUCAUCCCACCUCUCUCCCGUAUCAACUCAUCCCACCUCUCUCCCGUAUCAACUCAUCCCACCUCUCUCCCAGUCAUCAGCUCAUCCCACCUCUCUCCCAGUCAUCAGCUCAUCCCACCUCUCUCCCAGUCAUCAACUCAUCCCACCUCUCUCCCGUAUCAACUCAUCCCACCUCUCUCCCGUAUCAACUCAUCCCACCUCUCUCCCAGUCAUCAGCUCAUCCCACCUCUCUCCCAGUCAUCAGCUCAUCCCACCUCUCUCCCAGUCAUCAACUCAUCCCACCUCUCUCCCAGUCAUCAACUCAACCCACCUAUCUCCCAGUCAUCAACUCAUCCCACCUCUCUCCCAGUCAUCAGCUCAUCCCACCUCUCUCCCAGUCAUCAGCUCAUCCCACCUCUCUCCCAGUCAUCAGCUCAUCCCACCUCUCUCCCAGUCAUCAACUCAUCCCACCUCUCUCCCAGUCAUCAGCUCAUCCCACCUCUCUCCCAGUCAUCAACUCAUCCCACCUCUCUCCCAGUCAUCAACUCAUCACACCUCUCUCCCAGUCAUCAACUCAUCCCACCUCUCUCCCAGUCAUCAACUCAUCCCACCUCUCUCCCAGUCAUCAACUCAUCCCACCUCUCUCCCAGUCAUCAGCUCAUCCCACCUCUCUCCCAGUCAUCAGCUCAUCCCACCUCUCUCCCAGUCAUCAGCUCAUCACACCUCUCUCCCAGUCAUCAACUCAUCCCACCUCUCUCCCAGUCAUCAACUCAUCUCACCUCUCUCCCAGUCAUCAGCUCAUCCCACCUCUCUCCCAGUCAUCAGCUGAUCCCACCUCUCUCCCAGUCAUCAGCUCAUCCCACCUCUCUCCCAGUCAUCAACUCAUCCCACCUCUCUCCCAGUCAUCAACUCAUCCCACCUCUCUCCCAGUCAUCAACUCAUCCCACCUCUCUCCCAGUCAUCAACUCAACCCACCUCUCUCCCAGUCAUCAGCUCAUCCCACCUCUCUCCCAGUCAUCAGCUCAUCCCACCUCUCUCCCAGUCAUCAACUCAUCCCACCUCUCUCCCAGUCAUCAGCUCAUCCCACCUCUCUCCCAGUCAUCAGCUCAUCCCACCUCUCUCCCAGUCAUCAACUCAUCCCACCUCUCUCCCACUCAUCCCACCUCUCUCCCAGUCAUCAGCUCAUCCCACCUCUCUCCCAGUCAUCAGCUCAUCCCACCUCUCUCCCAGUCAUCAGCUCAUCCCACCUCUCUCCCAGUCAUCAACUCAUCCCACCUCUCUCCCAGUCAUCAACUCAUCCCACCUCUCACCAAGUCAUCAACUCAUCCCACCUCUCUCCAAGUCAUCAACUCAUCCCACCUCUCUCCCAGUCAUCAGCUCAUCCCACCUCUCUCCCAGUCAUCGACUCAUCCCACCUCUCACCAAGUCAUCAACUCAUCCCACCUCUCUCCCAGUCAUCAACUCAUCCCACCUCUCUCCCAGUCAUCGACUCAUCUCACCCCUCUCUCUCAUCAGCUCAUCUCAACCCCUCCUCCUACAUCAACUCACCCCUCUUAG
Molecule: messenger RNA, 1644 nt
Organism: Closterium sp. NIES-65
Lineage: Eukaryota; Viridiplantae; Streptophyta; Zygnematophyceae; Desmidiales; Closteriaceae
Source: the annotation of a GenBank genome assembly